GGAUCAGUGCUUUCACCUCUCUUCCAAUAGCACAAAUGCCUGCUGCGUAUGCCCGUCAGGCGAUCGGGUUGGCAGCAAUGACCCGCUCCCCAGACCAGAGUCUAUUUGCGCGCGGUGCGCCUGUUACAGAACGCGAUGCGAAACUCUGCUGCUCGAGUAAUGUUUUCUGGAGCUAUGAUACAACGAGAGGUUUGCCUCGCGGUCAUCUUUUCUUGAGCUUCGUUCAAGCUCCGCAGUCGUCCGGUUUACAACUUCGAGAAACUCAUUCGUUCGAGUGAGUGGGCUAUGCAUUGGAGAAAUUACAAUCAAUUCGGCAGAUCAUGAUCUUGGACUGCGGCAAACGAGUCUUUCAUUAUUAAUGGUCGUCUCACCGGAGCCUUGCCAGAAGCCGUCUGAUAUCGGGAGCAACGAUUCCCGGAGAUCUUCUCAGAGACUGGAAGCCAGACCUGAGAGGUGGAGUGGCAUUGCGCAAGGACGAGCGAAUGUGAAUACUGAAACAGCGACACCAGUACCACAAGCGCCAGACACUUCGCAACGCCCACGGACUUCUGAGCGAGCAGUUGGAGUCAGCAGCGAGGCAGCCAUGAACGCCUCAGAUGAGAAGGCGGCCGAGGCGGCAGCAGAGCAGAGAAAUGCUGCGGUCACACCCGAUGUGUUCGUAGAUGCCCAGACGCACGAAAGUCAGAGCACGACUGAGCAGGACAGUAUCAAUCAUGACACGACCAGCGGAGAAGAUCCAGAGAAAGAUGCAAUCCGAAAAGAAAUCCAGAACAAGCACCUGAGUAUCGCCUCAAGCGCGGAUGCGCACAAACGAGAGUCAAUAGAAACUCCUCCGCGAUGGUCAGCCGUCAUGUCGGACUCGGACGCAGCGAGCGAGCACACCAUACAGGCAACGCCCAUAGUAGAAGCAGAUGCCAGACCUGCAGCGACAAGGAGCCGUGUGACACUGCAGGUGCCAGAGGAUGAACACCACCACCAAGGUGGCGGUGGCUCGAUGCCAACAAGGCCGACCCACAGCAGAGGAGCAACGGUGGCUUCGGGCGUGACAAUCGCUUCAUCGAGAAGGAGCCUUCCAUCUCUGCGUCGACGAGAGACAAAGCUGAUGCAAAAGAAAGCCCAUCCUUGGCAACAUCUGGGUAUUACGCUUGGCCUACCGAUGGUGCUCCUCUUCGAUCUGGUCGUGCCCUGCAUUGCGUACUACGUGUGGUACGACAACCACGGACCAGACAUAAAGUACGACAGAGGCAUUCUCGGUGGCGCGGUCGCCUGUUUCGGUUUCGGAGAGCUCUGGAUCCUCUUCGCACGAGUUUGGCGCCUCUUCUUCAGACGAGAAGAGUGUGCGCCACUUCUCUCACGCAAUCGAUGGGAGCUCGAUGCAACGUCGUGGGUGUACGGAGUGGCGGUCCUGAUCGCGCUCCCACCGUUCGUGAUUGGUUCCGAGUUGGAGAUACCCGAGCUCUACCUGUACGCCCCCUGCUUCAUCUUCGGGUUCCUCGCCAUAUUGAUGUUCAUCACGACGCUCUUCCCUUUCAAACUCCCGAUCGGGAUCAAUUCACAGGAGCGAGGGACACGAAUCCGGCCGUUCAUUUUUUAUGCUGCAGAGGAUUUCAUCGCCGUCGAUGGCCUGCAGGAUCGAGAAUUCCGGGUCCGCUACAAUGAGCGGUACGAACAUAAUGCCAUGUUCCGCCGCUUCUUCUUCUGGCUGACGCUUUUCUGGUUCUUCGGAUGCUUGAUCUACAUCGGGUGCGCGUCGGCCAUUAUCUGGACGCUGGAGUUCAAUCACGCCUUUGGACUUAUUUUUGGCAUCCUGUUCUCCUGGAUUGGCGUCUGGGCGUUGAUCACCUGGCGCUGGGUCAAGUGGGAGAUGAGGCGUGAGAGACGGGCAUUCGAGGAGGGCUAUGUUGAUGCAUAA
Messenger RNA from Cercospora beticola, 1912 nucleotides. RefSeq lists its product as uncharacterized. The record is from RefSeq and is a predicted model, not a curated record. NCBI's taxonomy places the organism in Eukaryota, Fungi, Ascomycota, Dothideomycetes, Mycosphaerellales, Mycosphaerellaceae.